Messenger RNA from Linum trigynum, 348 nucleotides. The record is from the annotation of a GenBank genome assembly. NCBI's taxonomy places the organism in Eukaryota, Viridiplantae, Streptophyta, Magnoliopsida, Malpighiales, Linaceae.
AUGAUAGCAAGCCUGAAAGAACUUCGAGCUGAACUCGAGCGCUAUGCGGGCCGCCAUCGCGCGACCCGCAACCAGCCAGAGGCAACAUCAGAGGCCAGUCCGGAAGCCCCUGCCUUACCUGCAGCAGCUCAGGAAAAGGAGACUUCCGUCACAUCCCUUGCUAAUACCGCCGAUGAGAAAGAGGCGACCACCGAAAAAAGACCACCUGCUGUCGUGAAACCAUCGCCGAUGGUCAUCACCGUCACUACGCCGCCAUUCCCUGCCUUUGAGGGCCCUAAACCAGGGAUGCCCAUCGUGGCGGCACUGACAAGCAAGAACCCUAAAAGCGUCGCCAGUGAUGGUGGGUAG